AUGGUAAAGGACAUCCCACCGUCAUCUCUCCAGCCUGCCUCUAGCCACUACGAGUAUCGGAAGUAUCCUGAACGGGAGAAGAAGCAGGAGUUGAAGGGAAUCAAGGAUGACACUUGGCAUCCUGAGCGGUAUAAUUUCCCUCGCGAUCACAGUACCACUGAAGAUCGACCCAGCGACGACGAGGAUAGGCUCGUAUUCACAGAGCAGCGGCAAAAGAGUUCGAGGCCCAAACGAACCUACGGAAAGUUGCGAAGACAACCUCAGCACAUGGUCGCUUCGGAUACAUUGACCAACUCCGAUCUCAACCUUUACUCAACCCAAGCAACACAGUCCCCAGAUUCUUCCGGAGGCUCAUAUGAGCCCGCUUCUUCGUCUGUAGAAUCAUGGUCGCAGGCUCAUGGGCAGCAUCUGCCAAGCCAAGGAUACGCCCCGUCGUCCCAGACUCUGGGCCCAAGCGGAAGAGGUGAUAUUCCACCACCACCACCAAGACCUUUGGCCACGAAAAGGGUCUCAGAGCAGUUGGGUACGCGUCUAGCAAAAAGGUAGGUCUUCUGUCCCUCCAGAGAAGACCAGAUGCUGAUCGUUGGACAGGCAGGCCGUACUAUUCGAGAGCUCUGGGGACGAGCAGCUGCAAGAAAGCGCCCAACGCCUGAUGACAAGGGCGCUGAGCAAAGGAGACUUGAGUAUGUCCUCUACCCAGACACUGGACUCAGCCAACCGUAUGUCACAAGCCUACGAUGCACAGGACCACAGGGGUGCCCCUCCAGCUGGCGAUGGAUCAAUGGGAGACGGCCCGCGGUUUGGUCAUGCGCUUCGUGACGAGAGUACUCCAGUGAUAUCUCAGGAUAUCGAGCCAACAGGCAUCAUGCCCGAGUCAUCCAACGAGUUUUCUACCGAUCGUCCCAGUCCUCCUCGCUCGUGGCGUCCACACUCGGACGGGUCUUUCAAUUCAGAGUUUCCAGCGGAUCCUGACAUGGAAGAUUCUGAACCCGAUUCGAGGAUGACCAUACAACCACACCGCGGCCAGAACAGGUCAUCACACGACAGACCGCUCGGCAGCUCACCACCAAAGUAUUUUGGUCUCGAGCCGCAGACGAACGAAGCUGUGAUACAGCUGCUACAGAGGAGGCUCUCACCUACUCCAGAUGACACUGGCCCACAGCGCCCCAUUCGGCGCAUUAUUGGCAAUCCAAAAGCAUUGCCCAGCACAGCCUAUCAAGCUCAAAUACAAAUGUACGAGCGAUCAGAGGACUCACAGGACAGGGUCAGGCUGGGUCUUGCUGCCCCGGACCAAUUGCCCAGCACUCCGAGCAUGACAGAGCACGAGUUUCCAGAAGAUAGUGAGCAGUACUUUGACGGUCUAACUGGCACAGUGUUCACUGGAUUCGGGCUUUCGGAUGAAGACGUUUUCCAGAUUGCAGCCGCCGAGGAAGACCAAUCUCCGCAAGAGUUGCGUUCAGCGCUGUCAGAGGAAUUUGCCAGCUGCGCCAACCUGUCAUACAUCCCAUCAUCCGCGGAGGGCACUGGUAAGAGAAGAUGAGUUCGCCAAUAGCGACUGGACUACCAGCUGAUCUGCCUAUAGCAAUUGGUGCAUCAUCACACUCAACCAUAGGCAACGGAUUCAAGCCGCGCAUGAACCCAGGUCUCUGCACUUCCCGCGGAACGCUGGCCCAAAAGUAUAACGAUGCCUUGGCGAACGGUCGAUCUGCUCUCGUAAGAGAGUUGCUCAUCCAAGAGAAGAACGCAGUUGCUUUCCGCGGCGGAGAGCCCUGGGACCUCCUACAACAGGGAUAG
Molecule: messenger RNA, 1794 nt
Organism: Lecanosticta acicola
Lineage: Eukaryota; Fungi; Ascomycota; Dothideomycetes; Mycosphaerellales; Mycosphaerellaceae
Source: the annotation of a GenBank genome assembly